Messenger RNA from Ectocarpus sp. CCAP 1310/34, 1055 nucleotides. Lineage: Eukaryota; Phaeophyceae; Ectocarpales; Ectocarpaceae. The record is from the annotation of a GenBank genome assembly.
AUGCUGUUCUUCCAGCUGUUGUUGUACCCUCGGCUGUCGAAACGAAUAGGGGCGACGAGGUCGCAGCGCUGGGCGUGCUUCCUUUCAAUCCCUGUAUUUAUCGUGUUCCCGACGCUGUCCCACCUUCGUGAUACCGAGAGGACGCUCGUCGCGGCCUCCCUGGUUUUGUUGUUCCUGACCAACGCAGUAGCCAACACGGUUUUCAUCAACGUUGCUCUAGCAACAAACAAUGCGGUGGGUCCGUCUCGACGCGGGACGCUGACCGGGCUGUCGAUGACGACAGGCUCGCUGGCCAAGGCCGCCGGCCCAACAUUUUUCUCGUCGAUUUUCGCUUGGUCGAUCGACGGGCGUCGCCGUCCUUUCCCCCUCGACUACCAUCUGGCCUUCUACCUGUUGGCGCUGGGGAUGGUUGUCGUGAGCUGGGCAAGCUGGGGUACAAUUUUUUCGCCGGAGCCAAUAGAAUCGCAAGCUACUGCUUGCGUGGUUCCUGCGAGGGGCCGAGGAAAAUACUCACAAGAGCGAGAACACGAGUACCAUAGCGGUGUUAUGGCGGAAGAAUCCCAGGGCGAUGCUAGAAAAGCGAUGACCAAGCAAGUCUCGUCGUGACGUUGUUGUCCACGACCGACCCUGCCAUCUCACUCUGCUGUCGUUGAGAGUACGUUGGUCGAACCAUCAUCGUGGUGAGGGAGGCCUUCGAACGCGUGGUAAAAAAGGACUGCACGUGCCCACACGCCGUGGAUUCUUCAUAUUUUCGGUUCAUGGCUUCACCGUUGUACAGAUCAACUUGUAUACAGUAAGGAGAUAUUGCAGAUCGAAGCGGUUUGAGCCGGCUUCAUGUAUGUACGGUCUUGAACUUGUUAUCUUGUUUUUCGAACGUCGGAUCACCUCGAGAGCGUUUACCGUCUUGUUUGGUUGCAUGCACGUGAUUUGCGAUUACACUCACUCUUCGUACAUGUCGUCCCUCGUGAGGUAGUGGUAUGGUUGCUCUUGUCCAUUGUUUUUCCGUGUCGGCUUGACAUUACAGUCGAUUCCGCUUUAAGGACGCACAUGGUUUU